Messenger RNA from Oikopleura dioica, 525 nucleotides. NCBI's taxonomy places the organism in Eukaryota, Metazoa, Chordata, Appendicularia, Copelata, Oikopleuridae. The record is from the annotation of a GenBank genome assembly.
AUGUUCAACAGCCAAACUUCAACCAGCCCGGCUUCUACAAAUCGUCAGCUACAAGCACUCGAAGGAACGUACAAAUCCAGCAAACAGUACGACCAGCAAAAGAAAAUCAUAGAAGGCACUCGUAAAUUGAUGCAGCGAAUGCCAUCCGAAACCAGCGAGUUUUCUGAUGGCGAAGAUGCCCAACCUUCCCAAGAUAGAAUGACGAGAAAAAUGAGAAAGUUCGAGCGAAAGGCGUUGGAAACAACGGAAGAGCAUGUCAACUUGGAAAAUCCUCCCCGAGUCAUCGAUAUCAAAAACGAUCAGAAAACAGAUGAGUCAAUUGAAGAACUUGAGAAACCGGAUGAAAACGCAGUCAUUCUUGCCAUGGUUGAUGAAAAGAUGGACUUGAUGCUUGCGAGAUUCGAAAAAAGAGAAAAGGAAAGAAAAAGACAAGAGGCUCAACAGAAGAAUGUGUUAACAGAGUUCGGAAAUGUUCCGGAUAAAUUCCGGAAAUGCCAUUUCAACUUGGCCUCGAAGCCAUCCUGA